Messenger RNA from Belonocnema kinseyi, 3577 nucleotides. RefSeq lists its product as uncharacterized. Lineage: Eukaryota; Metazoa; Arthropoda; Insecta; Hymenoptera; Cynipidae. The transcript is spliced from 5 exons. The coding region runs from base 1484 to 2554 and encodes 356 amino acids. The record is from RefSeq and is a predicted model, not a curated record.
UCAACAAAUUUCAUUGGCAGUUUUCAAUCUGUUCAUCGUACGUGAUACUCAGGGGAGAAAUCCCUUCAACGUUACCCGUCAUUGGAGCAGUUGAAAGUGCAUUACUGCAUAUUGAUUACGCUUGCCAGCAACAUUCAGUGAACUACUUCCACUCGCCUGGAUUACUUGUCAGAAAGUGAGUUUUUGCAUCAGGAAUAGUAAAAAAAAUUAAAAUAUACAAAAAAAACAUUAAUUCAAUCUUGACGGGUCGUCUUUGAAAAUCCAAAAAAAUAUUAAGUUAUAAGCGAUCAACGUUUGAGGUUAGAAACCCGAUUUGCAGGUGAUUGAUUGAUAUAUAGUGAAUCAGGCCUCGUCCCUUGCCGCUAAGAUUUCGCCAGUGAGUAUAUGCAACGCCAUCCGCCCUGCCGCUUCCAGAACUUGGUCGGCCCCGAAGGCUCCGUCAAGUAUAACAGUACUUCCUCUGCUCGCGUAUUAUUCCCGUGGACUCUACUUCUCUCUUUCCAACGCUCUUCCUUUCCCUUCUACCUUCGUGUCCGUCCGUCUGUCCGAAGAACGGUACUACGCUCUUCCUCCUCUCAGCUCAGGUCAUCAGUUUCUGUCCCUCUCACACCCCCGUGUUUGGUCCAAGUCUGAGCAUCCUCUUGGGCUUGGAAACCAGUUCGAGCAUUGGACCACACUAUUCAGCUCAUCGGAAGGUUGGUUCCUGUGUAAGCAGGCGACCCUUGUUGCACCUGCCAUCCGGAGUCCACCUUCACUAAAAAAAGAUUUCGGGUUUACGGAAAAGGAUUGAAGAAAGUCACAGGAUUCUAAGGGACUUAUAAAAGAAGCCUCAGUACCCGUGUGCUCGAUAAAAAAGGAUCAAGCGUCUUUUUGAAACCGGAACCAGAAGCACGUGCGAGGCAUAUUGCGGAAAAUUAUAAGAGUUUUCUCGAGUUUGAAUUGGAAGAAUGCUCUUGCGCCAGAUGAAACGUCAAACUUGAAAUCAAAGCAAGAUCGAAUGAUCGCUUUUAUCGUCGCUUUUGAGCGUUGAAAUUUUUAAUCAAAUAAUAUACGUGUUUUAAAUAUAUUUACCACGAAGAACGGGAUUGGGUACCAAGAAAGACAGAGAGAGAGAGAACUUCUGAACAAGGAACUGAAGACUAAUUUAUUCUAAUUUUCGAGGAUCGGCAUUUUGUGUAUAGAGUUAUGUAUGAGCCCUUUUUAUAGCACAUUGGCUAAUUUGCGGUGUACGGUCUAUCGUAUUUGCUGUUUGUAGACUGCUAGUUUCAGGAGAAACUGAAAGACAGCGAAGAAUAGUCAACCAGUAGUGGUGACUAAUUGGUAUUUGCUGGUUCACAGUUUUAUGAGCGAGUUCAGUUACUGUUUUACAACUCAUCGUAGUAUUAAUCUUCGCGGAAACGUGUUUCAGUGAAAAAAGAUCGUGUUUAUUUGUGUCCUUGCUUGAACCGAUGGAUAAAUAAAAGGAAUAUAGAAGAUAAUCGAAAUGAAAACUACACAUAGAACCUUUAGUUUCGAUGACCCCUCCAUGGAUAGCUAUCCCCUUGCCACGGUGACUGAAGGCAGGGUUAGUGAAUCACCUUAUUCAUUGAGCAAGGAAAAAAUCAAAGAAAUAGACGUUACAUCAUUAGAAGAAGCUAAACUAGUGAUCGCUGCCCUCAAAACAAGACAGAAAGAGCAGGCCUCCGCCCAUGCAUACCAAACUCUUACGUGGAGGAGAACGCUAAAAGUGCAAGAGGAGUUGUUAGCUCGACUAAGGAAGGAAAAGGGGGAUUUAUUGAAAUAUAUAUCCUCACAGCUGCUUCUUUUCGAAUCACGUCUCUGUCGGAAACAAAAGAAAAUUGAAGCGGACCUGGCACAGAGGGAAGCAAUUAUUUUAAAACAACAAAGGGUCAUUCGACAACUACAGAGCAGAUUGAAUGAAAGGAAUACAGAAAUCAGAGAUUCUCCGCCAUGUGAUGCUUUGGACCGUCUAGACAGCAUGGGGGACAGUGAUAGCGCCGUCGUUUUAGAAGAAUCUAUCGACGACCCAACACCUCCUAGAUUUCGUUCCAAUAUAACCGACGUGACAGUAAUCCGAUCAGUGUCAGAUGCAGUGGAACCAUCUAGUAAAUACUCGUCGAUGAGACGAGGCAAUGGAUACCUUAGAAGACCUGAAGUCUUAGAAACUGUCUAUUCUGUAGAAGAAGAUGGAGAUAAUGAAAACAAACAAGAUCCUUCGGAGUCGACUGAGAAUUCAGAAUGUGAUGACAGGAGAGCGAAAAGUCUUGGUUCUGGAAAAGGGCGACUUCAAGAUCUUUACGGUAGCUUCGAACGUCUUGCACAAGAAGCAGAUUCCCCACGAAGUGAAAGACCCAGGGACGAUAGUCAACAAGCUCAGGUGACUUACAACAGGGUGAUGAGUAAUCACAGGUCGGUUACAAAACCAAAAGAUGUAAAAUAUAAAAGAAUUAACAAAGCGAAAUCCAAAAGUUUAGAGGAACUUCGAGGCCGAUUAAGGAAUUGGGUGGAAAAAGGAAACAAGAUUGCUAUCUCCUUGGAUCAAUCUUACGCAUGAAGUAAAUUGAAGGGAUAUGUACGUGUUUGUGUGUAUGUGUUAAGUUAUUUUUCUAAGCGAUAUGUGAUAUAGUGGUACCUUAUUUAGCUCAGCGAGAAAAGACCAUGUAAAUACACAAUUCAUGAGGUAUAAUAUCUAUAACUUUAUCGUCCGCCGAUGACAAUUAAAAUCCCCAAUGUUUCCUUUUACACUUUCUCCAUCUUGUUUUCAUUUAGCAGACGUAACUCGCACUGCCGCAUGUACAGUGGUGUAUUUCUCAUAUAGACUGCAUAGGCUGCAGAUUAGGCCGGCAAAAUUUUGGAGGCGGCAGAAUUUUCGUGCGAAUUUUUUUUUUUAAUUUGUGAUUUUUUUCUACACAGAUGCAGCCUGAGCGUGGUGAAAAAAAUGGACGCCUGCGGAUGCAAAAAAUAGAAAUAGAAUUAUUUUUUGGAGUGGGAAGGCCCCUGAGCAUUUGAGAAUAACAUUUCGAAUUUUAAAUUCUGAUAUACGUAUCUGCAUUAGAAAAUUUAAGUACGCAUACUUUUUUCUUAGUAUAAAAAGUUGUAACUUUCUUAGUUUUUGAAUUAUUUAUAAUUAUCUUCUGCGGCCGUUGUCGUUAGCUUGAGUUCAAAAUGUUGGUUAGAAAAAAAGUUAAUAAUUUUUUCUGUGUUGCACGAUGCGUGCACAAACAAUUUCGAUCGUUUCGGGAGUCGAACGAAUUUUGAGCAAUCGAAAAACUGUCAGUGUGAAAGUUGUUCAGGAAGGUUCAAAGAAGUUUUCUGGAAAUUUUUAGCUCAAUUGAAAUAUCAGUGAUAAAACUGUUAACUUUUUAAUUUUCCUGUGCGAUUGAUUUGCUCCCUUGUAUGCUGCGCUUCAGUCGGUAGACGUUACUACAUCGUUAUAAACUCCGAAGUAGAUGCCGGUUAGAUACAGAUAAUUUUUAUUAAAAAAAAAAGAAUCAGGACUUUUUUUGAGUUGAGUGAAAUUUGUAGUGAUACUUUAGAAUAAUUUCCAUUAAAUUUUUGGUAGUUUAAAAAAUAUAUA